Molecule: messenger RNA, 303 nt
Organism: Aspergillus calidoustus
Lineage: Eukaryota; Fungi; Ascomycota; Eurotiomycetes; Eurotiales; Aspergillaceae
Source: the annotation of a GenBank genome assembly
AUGCAGUACCCCUCCAAGAUUGCCAUCGCCGCUGUUGCCUUCGCCUCAGCCAUCGGAGUUGUCACUGCAGCCCCUGCUAUUGGAUUCAACAACACCGGGUUCGACAACGAGACGUUCGUCAUCCAGCCCUACAUGACCUGCAUUCAAGACAGUCAGUGUGGUUUCGGAAGCUUUUGCGACACUCCCGCCGGCAGGUGCACUCUGGGUUGCCGCGCAGACUUCCACUGCGCUCAUGACCAUCGUUGUCAAGAUGAUGUCGCAGGGAGCAAAUUAUCUUUGGGAAGGAGCUUUGUAUCCCGGUGA